GCUAGUUGGCGCCCGCAAUUAAAUAAACGAAGAAGAAGAGCAGACGUCCGUUACGUGCAGUUACUGGCGUUCAAUGUCAGUUUGAUGCAUGUUUUUUAAAAUUACACAUCUAGUUAAACCAUUACCGGACUAUCAUGCAGACAGCCGCACUUAGAGUUUUUUGCCACUGGUCUCAGAGUAACAGCACAGCGAUGAUUCGUCAGUGUUUAAAAUGCAGAGCACUAACUCUGCAGCAGAGCUCUCGCGCUUACGGUGUAAUUCCGCCCCCGCGCGACAGUGAGGAGAAGGAGAUGGUGCACCGGAUGCUGCGCGUGGACCAUGCUGGAGAAUAUGGAGCCAACCGCAUCUACGCCGGCCAGAUGGCAGUGUUGGGUAGAUCGAAGACUGGGCCAUUCAUUCAGGAAAUGUGGGAUCAAGAAAAGAAACACCUUGAGAAAUUCAAUGAAAUUCUUGCUGAGAACAGAGUUCGCCCCACAGCACUGUUACCUUUCUGGAAUAUUGCUGGGUUUGUAUUAGGGGCAUCAUCUGCAUUACUGGGAAAAGAAGGGGCCAUGGCCUGUACUGUGGCAGUGGAAGAGAGUAUCACUGAACACUAUAACAACCAGAUAAGAACUCUGAUGGAGAAGGACCCAGAGAGAUACACUGAACUGUUACAAGUGAUAAAGGAAUUUAGAGAUGAUGAGAUGGAACAUCAUGAUACAGGACUGGAGCACGAUGCUGAAAAUGUACCUGGAUACUGGCUAUUAAAAAAUGCAAUACAGUUAGGUUGCAAAGCUGCAAUAUACAUUUCCCAACGUAUCUAACGCUGUUCUUAAAGCAACUGAAUUGUUUUGUUAUUCUGACUCAAUUUUGUAAAUGACUUAAUUUGGACUUGUGUUCUCACUCUGCAUCUUUGUAAAUGUAAAUGAAGUACUUCAACACAAUGUACCUGAUCAUAUCUGUUAAAAUAGAGACACUUGGUGUUACCUACUUUGGGUGUUGUUUACAGUACAUACACAGGCUCUGGGAGGCAAACAUUUCUAUAAUAAAUGUCAGGUCUUGCUUCUGUUUUCUGAAGGCACAUUUUUACUUUUGUGUUGUGUUACUUUUGUGCUUGCUGCAGGAAGGUCAGUCUGCCUGUCUGAAAAGUGUCAGAGUGUUGAUGAGAAAGUGAGAAACUGGUGAAAUAAAGAUACUCAUGGACUUGA
Molecule: messenger RNA, 1187 nt
Organism: Oreochromis aureus
Lineage: Eukaryota; Metazoa; Chordata; Actinopteri; Cichliformes; Cichlidae
Gene: coq7
Product: coenzyme Q7 homolog, ubiquinone (yeast)
Exons: 6
Coding region: 135-803 (222 amino acids)
Biological process (GO): determination of adult lifespan; regulation of reactive oxygen species metabolic process; regulation of gene expression
Cellular component (GO): mitochondrial inner membrane; nucleus
Molecular function (GO): 3-demethoxyubiquinol 3-hydroxylase activity
Source: RefSeq, a predicted model, not a curated record